CUUCAGCCUUCGCGCUUGUCGUGCCGUAAAAGGUCGCCUGUCCAGCUGCUGUGCUGUGUGACGGGUGCGCCCGGGGCUCCUGCUAUACUCUAUCCCCGAUGUCUGGCGUGUUACAGCAACAAACCCGAACUAAUGCGGCGGAGAUCAGUAGUGCCGUCGCAGGACGACAGGCGAAAAGUCCAACACAGCGGCGGGUGCAGCUGUGCGGGAAAAUGAUGCUAGUCGGCAUCGGGGUAGCACUGGUGUCCAUGCUAUGCAGCGGCGGUCAGAAAGGCAAUAGAUAUCCGGUCUUGGGGAGCUUCCUGGAUUCUGCGAAUCGCGCCGCAUCCGCCGCGAGCAGGGGAGAGGCACAAUCCACUUGCGCCGACCCGGAGAGGUGGCUCAACCCUGGGGGUCAUGAUAUGCUCUCGGAACUCCCUAGCUUUGGACAGCAUAAUGCAUCCAUGCUCUGGGGUACUUAUCGCCCCGGUGUAUUUUUCGGGUUCAAGACACGAACGUCUCCGGUGUCGGUGACCGGCGGCCUGAUGUGGCAUGGAGGAGACGGCCACAACGGGUUACCGUCCCUGCGCCACGAGUGCAGUGAGGGAGACGGGUUGGGCCCUUACGGGUGGGUGGAACACGACGGUAGGAGCUACGGCAAACAGGACAUUGUGGACAAGAAGGCUGGUGUUGGCCUCGUCACGUCGAUAGUCAAACCAGCACAGCUCAAGGACCACAGCAAUUCCGGCCGAGACACGUCAGACGUGCUCCUGGCGUCUAGGGUAGAGGUUUUCCCUGCGGGAUCGGGCGCAUCGCCACAACCGUCCACCAUCUAUUUCUACAUUGGGCUGGACUGCAAUGCCACCGUCAACAGCGAUUCUGAGGAGUCAUGUUUAGCAGGUGGAACAGCUGGCCUCGAAGUGGUCCAUCCAGAGUCCAGCUCACAACAAUCCUUGCUGGUUCGAGGAGCCCAUCCACAGCAUGGCGCUUUCGAUUUGGAGGCCGCGGUUGUCUCGAGCAGAGAUAGUGACAGUUCGUCCUCGGAGAUGGAAAGUGUGGUUGCUUUCUUGGGCAAGAAGGGUGUUCCGAUGGCGGACGUGAAGAAGGAGGUGGAGCAGCGCCUCGAGGCACACCGCCGUGCGACCCGAAGAGCUACUCGUAAAGGCGAAAAGGCGGACAGAGGACCGUUUGUUCUGCCAAACGAGGAGGACGCCGGCAGCAACGUGGUGCUCGUACAGGUUGUUGGAGAGGCUCCUUUCACGGUAGACUUCGUCGUUCGGGCUAGCACCCCCGGCGGAGGCGUGAAGCCUCCCACCGCCAGCAGCGGCGAUGGAACAACCGUCCGGCCGUUCGUGGCCCCGGGAACGGUCUCGGGCUGGCUGGAGGCCGGUUCGCGUUCAUUCUCCGAACAGUUUCGGGAACGGUUCUCGUUGGAGGACAAAGGUUUCGAAGAGCGAGAUGUGGCGGCGGCGAAAGCGGCCUUGUCGAACAUGCUUGGGGGUAUGGGGUACUUCACCGGGAGGUCGGAGGUGCGAGGGGCCGGGCGAGACGGCGGCAAUGAAGUCUCGUUUGAAACGAGCCUGUUCACGGCCGUGCCGUCGCGAAGUUUUUUCCCGAGGGGAUUUUUGUGGGAUGAAGGCUUUCACCAGUUGUUGGUCUCUGCAUGGGACAGGACGACCUCAGUGGACGUCCUCGGCCACUGGCUGUCGGUCAUGCACGUCCACGAUACGGCAGGAGAGGUCGCAGGAAUGGGAUGUUCUGGCGGUUGGCUACCUCGAGAGCAAAUCCUUGGGGAGGAGGCUAGGAGAAGGGUGCCGGAGGCUUUCAUGGCGCAAGAUGUCUCCGUAGCCAACCCGCCAACGCUCCUGCUGGUGGUGGAAAGAUUACUAAGUGAUCUUGCUGAGCGUUCAAGCGACGAGGACAGCAUCCCUGCUACGGAGACCUACACAGCAGAGGCGGAUGCAGAUGCGGCGGGAGCGUCGUCUCAAGGAUGCUCUAGGGUAGGAGACAAGCAGGCGCAAGAGCUGGAGCUAGGAGAGUUCCUCCGGAAAGCCUACCCUGUUUUAGACCUGUGGAUCCGGUGGCUGCUUAUUACUCAGCGACCGGGGGCUACGGGGUGGGGAGGACAGGCGAAAAGGGCACCGCUGGGGGCGUUUCAGUGGAGAGGACGUGACCCAGGCGACGAUCGGCUGAACGCGCUCACACUGGCGUCAGGACUCGACGACUAUCCCCGGGCUUCCCACCCCUCUCAAAACGACGAGUGGCACGUGGACGUCGUCUCUUGGCUAGCUCUGAGCUGCCGAUCAAUGCAAAGAUUGUCGACCGCGAUAGGUGUGAAGGGUAGCGUUCCAUACGGCCACCUGUUCAAUGAGUUGAUGGAGGGACUGUUCGAAUUUCAUUGGGAGCAGGAGGAGGAAGCCUUCUUCGACCGGGGGCUGCACGUUUCCGACGGCCGGCUAGUGGAUGAAGUCGUCAUGCGCUGCAAGAACGCGGACGGAAGCACCGAAGACAUUGGUGUACCAUUGGAGGACGUCCAGGCUCGAAAGGCAGUCUGCGCGCCAGGCCAGCAGCACAUGUAUCCCUUGGGAGACGGACGAGGCGGGCUGCUGACGCGACGGAGGUGGUCGGGGAGUCCCCCACAGCCUCAGCACGUGCAGCACAUCGGCUACGUAAGCAUGUUUCCUUUGCUGCUCAAGCUUCUGCCCCCGGAGAGCCCAGCAGUUGGGAGCCUCUUGGCGCAGAUGAGGGACUCGACACAGCUAUGGAGCCCACAUGGGCUUCGGUCGCUGUCGGCGUCAGAUCAAUUUUACCAGGUGGAAAACAACCCUGGCGACGAGCCGUACUGGAGAGGGCACAUCUGGGUCAACGUUAACUACCUCGCCCUGGCUGCUCUGUCGCACUACAGCCAAGCCGAGGGCCCUUUCAGGCGAGUUGGGAAAGAUGCGGGCAGGAUCUACACGGAGCUUCGGACGAAUUUGUUGCGCACUCUUCUCGGGGGUUACCAGUCCACCGGCUACUUAUGGGAGCAGUACGAUGACCGUAGCGGGCGAGGGUUGAGAUCACACCCUUUCACCGGUUGGACGGCACUCGUUGUGCUCAUCAUGGCGGAAAUUUACUGAGUGAUAUUCCCGGUAUCGGUAACCAACGCGUCGGAUGAAUCAUUUGUCGAUUUCGUACCAUGUGCUUACUCCACGUUGCUCUAGAACUGGCCUGCAUGUGUCUCGAGCUUGUACGUGCGAGGUCGGGGUUACCUGGUGCCACUUACGCAUGUUUAAAACUGUAGAGCAUAUAGUAGACCGAUAUUGGUGGACCCUCGCCAUUCGUCAUGCUUGGUCUAGGCGUUCCCAUGAUGAUGGAUUUGCUCACGAUUUCAGCUUGUAUCAUGAUCGUCAGCUACACGUUCGUGAACGAGUCUUGUUAUUUUAAGUGUUCCGGCGGUACUUCAUCACUGCAGCUCGAUUCCGACAUUUUUUCAAGGAGGCUUUUUCUGUGUUGUUUUAUGGCGAUAACGCCUCCUGCACAGCAGCGGGUUAGAUAAAGCGUGAAGUGGUGAAACCUUGAGGCUUGGAUUACAAUGCGCAUGCACAUAAUUCCGUCAUCCGGACCUCCUCGAAUCGGUCGCGAGAAGAUUACUACUCAAAUCACGUACGUACGUUGAUUAUUUACUGCAGUUGGUAGAGAUACAAAGUUUUCGUUCCAACCGCUUGGUAUGACGGACGUGGGUACACACAACAAGGCAAGAAAGAACAACUAAGCAAAUUAAUUCGAUUUGCACCAACGAUGCGUUACGGUAGGACGGGAGACGGUGAGUGGGACAUGACGAAAAAACACUCAUUUCAUCGAAAUUGGACGGGCAUUUUCUUCACAGCGCUGUUCGUCCGUUUGUUUGUUUAUUUGGUCUGCUCAGCGGGGGGUAUUUGAGGGCGACAAGGAAGGUUUGCAUGUGGAGCAGGUGGAGAGAGAACUAGCUUCGCGUUCAAACAUUUGUACUACGAGAGCGAGAGAGAGAGAGAGAGAGAGAGAGAGAGAGAGAGAGAGAGAGACAGAGACAGAGACAGAGACAGAGACAGAGAGAGAGAGAGAGAAUACCGUCGGUGAGCAGGUACAGUACGCCACAACGAAGUGGAUGGAUGCAAAUACAAAUGAUAUUUAUUCCCAAGAGAUCUCGACGAGGCGGUUCCAACGCCUUCUUUUUCAUUUUUUCUACAAUGUAAUGCAAGCACAGAUCGUUUCGGUGGCUACACAGGUGGCCAUAUCUCGGCGAGUGCAGAGGUACAAGCUCGCAUUGCGCGGGCGUCAAGACGCCGAAAACAGGCGAACAAGAUCGACCUCGGACCAGUCAACGCCAAUGAUAUGGGGAUGGAGUGUAGACGCAUCGUAGAACGCGUUUUCGUUUGAAGUUGGCGUCUUGUUUGAGAGGAGAUGUGACAGAUUUGCGUAGAAUAGGGUAAGAUGUUAUCAUGAACGGAGAUGAAAGGGCUUUUCCAACACGGAGAUGUAGCAUGGAUCAAAGCAUUUGUUGGAUUUCAGCUUUUACAAGCGGACAUCAACGCAGUAGUAUUUUAGCAAGCUUACGAACGCAUAUAGGAUACCAUCAGGAUU
Messenger RNA from Ectocarpus sp. CCAP 1310/34, 4581 nucleotides. Lineage: Eukaryota; Phaeophyceae; Ectocarpales; Ectocarpaceae. The record is from the annotation of a GenBank genome assembly.